CUCAGUUUACAAAAACAAUAUACACUAGAGAAUAAUAAUUAUUAACCAGCAGCCGGAUUCAAACAUUUGCUAUCGCAAAAUUUGAUAGCCAAACAUCUCCCAAAGAAUAGCAGGCACCCCUAACCACACGCGCAACGUCUAGUUUAAUUCCCAAAUUUGGCUGAUUACACAUUGUAUGUGUUACUCCUCCAUGUUGCAUACUUUUAGGACCCACCGCUUUUAAUUUAGAGAAUUUAGCGUCAAAACUUAAGCGUAGCCUAUGGUUAGAAUUUUACUGCAGAUUACUUGAUAAUCAUGCAGGUGUGAAUUCCCCAAUUGUAUGAAGCAACGUAUAUCGUACGGUAUUUUGCCUUUUAAGCAGACGUUGUUGCCACAUGCAGCACAUGGUAUCAUUAUAAAAACACAUCCCUCAGGUAUUUGCUUCAUAGUAUUGCCAAGCGUCGUUGCGAAAAUCAGCCACUACUAUCAGCACCGUGAACACUCCUUUAUAUACAAGUUAUCUGCUUAUUUUUACGCAGUUGUGGUUAGAGCAAUAAACAUAGGAAUAUACAUAAAUACGUUAUUCUUCAGUGUAUUUGAUUGUUGGAAACCAAACAAAUAAUCACAUUGGUAGCUAUACAUGUAUGCAUGUAGAUAGCGUGUUUUUACAACAACAAUAACCAACCAAGUAACCCGAUAACCACGAAAGCGUGAAUAAGCAAACUGAGGAAUAAUAAUCGACGCGUACCUACAUACAUACAUACAUAUGCUUGUUUACCGGCUGUGUAGUUGUGUAUCUGCUUAUUUUUAGUGCUCAAAAGAAUUAAAAUGAGCGACGGUAAGUGGAAUGUAGAAUUUUAUUUCGGACUCAAAUUUAUUUAUGCAUGCACUUUUCUUACAUUUUAGCGCCUAAUAAAAUAAUAAGAAAAAGAAAACGGGAGAACGAAACAAAGAAAUGGACGAAUCAAGAAACAAGGAUGGUUUUAACAUACAUGCAGAUGCACAGAAAUAUUGAGAAACCCACUGCCAGGAUUUACUACGAAAAACUUAUCGAACAUACCAACAUUGAUGCCACCUGGAAUACAUUGAAGUGUAAAAUUCGCCACCUUAGAGUCAUACUUCAAAAAGCAAAUGAUUUGUUAAUAUCCGCAGCCACUGGAAGGGAUGGUGAUGACUCUGACACUAUCAAAGAUAAGAUGUUGCAAAUAUGCCCAUAUUACGAUCAACUCUCCGAUAUUUUUCCGUUGGCCACGGCAAGCGAGUUUCCGCUUAUGGACACACCAAAGUUAGAAGUUUUAAAUUAUAGUCCAGUGGAUGGUAGUGACAGUAAAAAUUUUAAGAUGACCGCUUGUGAAGACAAGACUUUUUUGUUUUACGAUGAACCGACAACUUCAUCGGAAACGAACACUUUUGCUGGCAAAGUUAAAUGCACGGCACACAAUUGUUGUGUUAACAAUCCGGCCGAAACGGAGGCUGAAUGGAUUAAGUUUCGAAUAGAGAAGCUUCAAUUUGAGAAGCAAAAAUUCGAGUGGUCGAAGGAGUUUGAAGAAAAGAAACUCGAGUUGGAAUAUAAAAAACAAAGAGAUGAAUUUGAGCUACGGAAACUAGAACUGGAGCAAAAUGAACGACUAAAGAUGUUUGAAAUAGAAAUUAAAUAUAAACAUGAAAAUAAAAAUGCAGUAAUUUAAAAUAACUAAAAAAUGGGAAUAUGAGAUGCUUGUCCCGAAUAUUCCGCUGAUGCCCUGGAAUUCAUCUAUAGUCAGCGUGGACAUCCAUUAAUAGUGCUGCACAAUUACC
Rhagoletis zephyria (snowberry fruit fly) is the source of this 1776-nucleotide messenger RNA. RefSeq lists its product as uncharacterized. NCBI's taxonomy places the organism in Eukaryota, Metazoa, Arthropoda, Insecta, Diptera, Tephritidae. The record is from RefSeq and is a predicted model, not a curated record.